AUGGAUGACACUACGAAACUGAACACAUCGAAACUGGGAACCAAACAAUACUGGGAUGACUUUUAUGCUGUUGAAAAAUCGAAUUUUGAGGAAAACCCACAAGAUACCGGUGAAUGCUGGUUCGAUGACAGUAAUGCCGAAGAAAAAAUGGUUGAAUUCUUGAUGAACCACUUGGGACAGUUGAGAAUCGAUAAAAGUUGUUCGAUGAUCGAUUUAGGGACCGGAAAUGGACAUUUGCUUUUCCAGCUUUUUGAAGAAGGUUUUGAUGGGAGAAUGGUGGGUGUAGACUACUCGAUGAAAUCGGUAGAAUUCGCCAAAGAGAUCUUGCAAACACAAUACCAAGACUCAGAUAACUUCGAGUUUGCACCGGCAGAUAUCUUUGAUCCCCAGUGGCAGCCGUCUAAAUUCGACGUUGUGCUCGACAAGGGCACAUUAGAUGCAAUCGCACUGAGCGGGCUUAAAGCACACAACGGAGACUCGAUUGUGCAAUCAUACCCUGCAGUGGUUGAAAAAUUGAUGGUAAAGGAUAGUGUUUUCCUGAUAACUUCUUGCAAUUUUACAGAAACCGAGCUGAAGCAGAUUAUAGAAAAGAAUGGGUCGCUCCAAUUCUGGACUUCAGUCAAGUACCCAGCAUUUAGAUUUGGUGGACAAGAAGGCUCCACUAUCUGCAGCUUAGCCUUUGUAAAAAAAUAG
Molecule: messenger RNA, 693 nt
Organism: Lachancea lanzarotensis
Lineage: Eukaryota; Fungi; Ascomycota; Saccharomycetes; Saccharomycetales; Saccharomycetaceae
Gene: EFM4
Product: LALA0S01e02586g1_1
Exons: 1
Coding region: 1-693 (230 amino acids)
Biological process (GO): peptidyl-lysine dimethylation; peptidyl-lysine monomethylation
Cellular component (GO): cytoplasm
Molecular function (GO): protein-lysine N-methyltransferase activity
Source: RefSeq, a predicted model, not a curated record